Saccostrea echinata is the source of this 1964-nucleotide messenger RNA. RefSeq lists its product as uncharacterized. The transcript is spliced from 2 exons. Lineage: Eukaryota; Metazoa; Mollusca; Bivalvia; Ostreida; Ostreidae. The coding region runs from base 215 to 1633 and encodes 472 amino acids. The record is from RefSeq and is a predicted model, not a curated record.
UUGAUUUCCGAAUACUAGGAAAACAAUGGCGGUAAUGGUAGCCGGAAUCCAUGCCACUAAUCGAUAUAGGAUGUAGCAAAGCCGUGUGCUCCAGGAAUCGUCCCUCCACAGAACAAAUCAGCAACAGCUUGGAGAAUGACAUUCCAGUGCUUCGGAAUUUCGAAGACGCCGAUCAGAUGCAGACAAGUUGCGCAGGACGAAAUCGAACCGAAUUAUGAAGAUAAAACAACUUAUUCCAAGUAAUUUCUUCCAGAAGUCAAAAAGGAGACGAAAAUCUGAAAAGAAUAAAGACAAUUUGAAGGAUACAAAACACUUUACAGACCAUGUAAAACAUGCCGAUUUUUCAGUACAAUCACGGGAAAACAGUAUUUCAAACCUCAUAGAUAUAGAUUCAGACUUGGAUAGUCUUUUUAAAACCCUUCGUUCUAGAGCAAAUCAAACACACGCAACACAGCAAACAUUGGACUCUGAUUUCGAUUCAUUACAACCAGAAAAACUGUCAUUUGAAGACAAAGAAAAAUGCAAUAGUUUAAAACAAAGGACUCGAAUCCGAACGAACCCUUGGAUUCAACUUCCGGUUGCCGAAGUAGCAUCUGAGCUGUGUGUUUGUCAGUCAAAAGCAGACGACACGUUUACGGUUAACAAAGAAUUCGGAGAUCAAACGGAAUACAGCUUCUUUGAAAGACUUAUUUCUCAAAAUAUUUCUGAACUGAAAGCUACUUGCAAACAAGAAACAUUGCAAAAUAAUUUAGAAAUAAUUUCUGAGAUACAAACGAGAUCUAAAGGCACGGAUAUCGAAACUCGUUACCGUUGGUCAAUCAUUUCGGAAGGCGACAUAUCAAUUGAUUGGAGCUGUGAGGCAUUCUGUGAAUGUUACAGUAAUGAUUCGAAAAAUGGCAAUGUUACUUACGACGCGCAAUAUGAAAAUGACCUUGACCUUAUUUUAGAGCAGGGCAUAUCAGAAAGAGACUUCACAAAAGUAUCGAUGGAGGAUCUGCUAAAUGAUUCGGACUGCAACAGACAGAGUAACGAAAAAAAGAAUUUCAACACCACAGCAUUGGAAGAUAAUUCAGAAAACUCAAGCGAAAGUUCCUACCAGUUUACUGAUAUUGGCCAAAUAAAUGAGAUGAGUAUGAUGCAAGAAUCGUUGGACGCAGGGUACGCAAGUUUAACCCGAGAUGGCACGCUUAGCACAGAUGAGGAGGAAAAAAAUGAGUCAAGGAUGACAGAUUCCUACUGGAGAGAUUUCUCAACAACAGAGGCUACUGAAACAUCCACAGAAUUUAACUGUUUCAUGGACUCAACCCCUAGUGGAAGAACACUACCGGAAGUGAAAGAAAGUCUCCAAGAAAAGAUUAAUCAACUUCGUCUAGAAAAGUUAAUAGUGCAAAAUAAAAUCAGGGAAGCUAAAGAAGAGGAAAGAUCCCGGAUGGAGCAGCGGAGGCUUUUACAGGGAAAAUAUCCAGCCGAAAGAAAAUUGUCUCUGUUCAAAACCUUGAUUGACCUAAAACAGAGAUUAGAAAAUCAGACUCUGCGAAUACAAAGAAGCUAUUCAACUGUUCUAAUCAUGCAGAAAAACUUUUCUCGUCAGAAGUCCCCCGUACUCUGUGUUCCCACUCAUAUCACAUUAUAGAUAUUUGUAAGUAAGGUGUGUCUUCUUAUUUUCUGAGUGUCCAUUUCAAACUGUAAUUACCUGCAAUUCACUGGAGUUUGUUAUAUACUGUAUAGUGAAUUUGUAAUAUUGAAAUCCAUUGAUAAAUUUGGAAUCAACCGAAAUACUAUAUAUAAACAAAUCAAAGGAGUAUCUUACUCACUAUAUUCGUUGUCUCCUAAAUAGUACAUUUGAUUAGUGCUGUUUCCCAGUUUGAUACAUUUGUUGUGAAAAAAAAAUUAAAUUGUUCGAUUGUGUGUAGUACUGGAGUAUUCAGAUGUGUAAUUAAAAUUGAAAACCUCCUAGCAUACAA